AUGAUCCAGACUGGACGUAGCGCCGACGCGCCCUCUGGUCCUGCACAGGCCUACUUCUUGGGUGGCAGCUACCUGUACCGCAAGACUUGGCGUCGACCACCUUCAUGGAGUGGUAAGAGGAUUUUCCUCUACUUUGAAGGCGUGUAUCGACAUUGUCAGGUGUUCGUGAAUGGUCAGCCCGCGGGCGGCAAUUCCUGGGGUCUGACGGAUUUUGAAAUCCAGAUCGAUCAGUUCCUGCGGGGAGAUCAAGAGGUCACUAUCGAACUGCAUGUGCAGAAUGAAGAACUGCCGUCCGCGCGUUGGUACAUCGGGUCGGGAGUCUUGAAGCCAGUGUGGAUCGUGGCCCGGAAUACCAUCUCCCUGCGCCCGGGCGGUGUCUUCUUCCAGACUAUAGCGAUCGAGCCUUCGGUGCGUGCCAUGGCCACUGCGGAGAUUGACAAUCCUGCCGGGGAAGUCGUCGAUGUGUCGUUCAGUUUGCUCGACGGGGAACAUGAAGUCGCAAGCGCGGAGCUUCGGACGGAGGGGUUGCAAGUCUCUACGCCGCUGGAUGUUGCUCGGCCAGUCCUAUGGUCUGACGACAACCCUCAUCUGUACACACUGCUUGUCAAAGUCGGAGAUGAAUCCCACAGCGUACUGGUCGGACUUCGCACACUACAAUGGAACGCGCAGAGCGGCUUACUAGUGAACGGCGGGCGGACUCUCCUCCGCGGCGCUUGUAUACACCACGAUAGCGGCAUUCUCGGCGGCGUGACGCUCCCGGACUAUGAGCUCUGGCGCGUCAAGAUCCUCAAGGCCAACGGCUACAAUGCCAUUCGCAGCUCUCACAACCCCGCUCCCGAGGCGCUCUUACACGCGUGCGAUGUGCAUGGUCUGUACGUCGUGGAUGAGUAUCAUGACUACUGGUACAGUCGCAAGUCCACCCACGAUGAUGCCCCUUCAUUCGCAGAUCGAUGGGAGGUCGAGAUCGACGCUAUGGUGCGCAAGGCCCGUAACCAUCCUUCUGUCAUCAUGUACUCGAUCGGGAACGAGUUGAUGGAGCCGAAAUCCGUGUACGGACUGGAGACUGCGAGACGUCUGGUCGAGCGCGUGCGUCUGUCGGACUCGACUAGGCCAGUCACCGCGGCUAUCAAUCUCAUGCUCGCGGCUAUAGGCUGGCCCUCGAAGAGAACGGGAGAUGUCAACGUUCAACCCCCUAGCGGCGAGGCCUGGAACUUGGACAGUACUUCCAUCAACGCUCUCUUCGCCUUCAUCCACUUCAUCGUCAAAAACCUGCCUCGCCUCCCCCGCGCCGACCUCGUCACCAAGGAUCUCUUCCACCUCGUCGACGUGAGUGGCUACAACUACGGCGAGGUGAGAUUCCCCACCGAUGUGCGCCUCCAUCCCGAUCGCAUCCUCCUCGGCACGGAGACGCUACCGGACGACAUCUCCUGGAAUUGGUCGCAAGUCGAGUCCCUUCCCAGCCUCAUCGGCGACUUCAUGUGGACGGGAUGGGACUAUCUCGGCGAGAGCGGCAUGGCCGACUGGAUCUACGACACCAGCAAAGGCAGCUUUCAGAAGCCGUAUCCGCAAAUCUCCGCGGGAUGUGGCGCCGUCGACCUCAUCGGUGUUCCCGGCCACACGGCGUAUCUGGCCCAGGCGGCGUGGCAUUUACUUUCCGGUCCGGCGAUUACCGUUCGCCCGCCCCAUCUCGUCGACAAGAAGACUUUCCGAUCGCCGUGGAGAAAGACCGACGCCGAGCACAGCUGGUCGUGGAAGGGCUGCGCGGGCAAACGUGCCGAGAUUUAUGUCGUGUCGGACGACGAGGAGGUGGAGGUGCUGCUGAACGGCACGUCGCUGGGCAAGAAGCAGGUCGGCAGGUAUCCGUCGCGACUGUCGCCGUCCACGGUUGCGAUUGAAAUCGUCGCGAUUGGGUAUCGUCAAGGCCGCCAAACAUCUCAAACGGCUCUCCGUUCGGCCAAGGAAGCGAGGUUGAAACUCGUGCUGGAGAACAAGACCAUACGCGCCAAUGGCAUGGAUCUCGCUUUCAUCCGUGUGUUAUUGUGCGACGAGGACGGCACGGUGGAGAUGUUGGAUGACGACCUCGUCACACUGUCAGUGACCGGACCAGCCCGGCUCGAGGGCUUUGGAAGCGGUGCGAGAAAGACCUACGAAAGGUAUGAUGACGAUGUCCACACGACGUGGCAUGGGCAGGCGCUGGCCAUUGUUCGUGCCGGCACGGAGCCGGGCAAAGUCACCGUGCUGGCCAACAGCGAUCGUCAUGGCGGGGGAUCUGUGGUGUUGGAGCAAAUUCGCGAAUGA
Molecule: messenger RNA, 2298 nt
Organism: Zymoseptoria tritici IPO323
Lineage: Eukaryota; Fungi; Ascomycota; Dothideomycetes; Mycosphaerellales; Mycosphaerellaceae
Gene: MgGUS2
Product: putative beta-glucuronidase glycoside hydrolase family 2
Exons: 2
Coding region: 1-2298 (765 amino acids)
Biological process (GO): carbohydrate metabolic process
Molecular function (GO): hydrolase activity, hydrolyzing O-glycosyl compounds
Source: RefSeq, a predicted model, not a curated record